Molecule: messenger RNA, 1518 nt
Organism: Paramuricea clavata
Lineage: Eukaryota; Metazoa; Cnidaria; Anthozoa; Malacalcyonacea; Plexauridae
Source: the annotation of a GenBank genome assembly
AUGAUCACAGCCUCUCCUGACAUCGAGGGUGUUGCUUUGCCAGGGCGUGACGAGGUGUUCAAGUGUUCUGGCUAUGCGGAUGACACUUCCAUUGCCGUCACUUCGGACAAUUCAAUGGGGGCAACUUUCGACACGUAUGCCCUGUACGAGAAAGCAUCUGGUGCCAAACUUAAUCGUGGCAAAUCGAAGGGCAUGUGGUUGGGCGCCUGGAAGUUCCGGCAGGAUUCCCCGUAUGGUAUCAAAUGGGUGAAGGAACUGCAGCUUCUAGGUGGUACCUUUAGCGCCGGUGCCUAUUCGGUUCCAACAUGGGAACCUCCGGUGAAGAAGCUUGAACAGCGGCUGUCAGCUUGGAAGGGUCGGCAACUCACUCUCCAAGGCAAAGCGACGGUCAUUAAUACGUUAGCCCUCUCCCAAAUAUGGCAUCUUUGCCAUGUUUUUGUCAUCCCGGAGUGGGCUAUCAAACGUAUCAAAAAGGCUGUUUGGGCUUUCUUUUGGUCUGGCCGCAAAGAGCUGGUUGCGCGUCGGACGGUUUGCUUGCCCAAAGCUCUGGGGGGUUUUGGCGUGAUAGAUUUUGAGCUGAAGGCCAAGGCUUUUUCCUUGCAGUGGGUGCGUCGUUACUUUUCGCCCGCACCUGGCAAAUGGAAGGCCUUCUUCAGUUUCUUUCUCCUGUCAUGUCUUUCUGUCAUGCCAGUUCAAGCUCUCUCUGUAAAUACUUUCCCGCGUCGAUUAAUUUCUCUUCUGCCUUCGUACUACCAGUUUCUACUCCGCGCCUGGUUUCAGUUUGACGGGGGUGUGGUGGACGGGCUCCUCUCUUUGGAUGUCUCGUCCGAUCGACCUCGCUCCCUCCCCGAAAUCACUUCCCAUGUGGCCUAUGUCAUUGGCCGCAGGCUGGUCACUCCGGAACCUCACUGCAUUGGCAAGUUCCGUCCCACUUACGGUCCGUUGUAUUGGUCCCAGACUUGGGACCAAGUCCAUUUAACAACUUUGGACAGACCGGUGGUUGACGUGAACUGGAAGAUAGCGCACGGUGUUCUUUACACGGCCUCUCGUCUUGUCAACUCGUUCGGGAUGGCCAACAUCGAGGUGCGUUGUCACUGCCGUGCAGAUGAGGAGACGUUGGAACACCUUUUCUUCGAGUGUGCCUAUGCCAGGAUUCUCGUCGGUUGGGUGUACUUCAACCUCAUGGUUGUCUGUCCAUCCGCUCCACCCUUCACCGUCGAGGAAUUGCUUUUCGGGAUCAACACAAACAGACGUCGCAACGUCCCUAAGAUCAUCUUGUGGAUGUUGCAGGUAGUAAAACACCACCUCUGGGUCGCUCGCUGUGAUUUUCGUUUUCGCGGCGUGCUGCGCACAGAGGCAGAGUGCUUGAAGGCAAUGAUCGCGCGCUUAAAAUUUCUUCUCAAAGUGCUCGCCGGCCGCUGUCGUUCUCCUUCUCAAAUUCGGUCGUUUGAGAAGCAGUGGUUGGCCAAUAAGACUCUCGGGCACUUUGAGGGCGAGAAGCUGGUCUUCUCAUUUUAA